This is a messenger RNA of Chaetomium fimeti, 1306 nucleotides long. RefSeq lists its product as uncharacterized. The record is from RefSeq and is a predicted model, not a curated record. The transcript is spliced from 3 exons. NCBI's taxonomy places the organism in Eukaryota, Fungi, Ascomycota, Sordariomycetes, Sordariales, Chaetomiaceae. Bases 156 to 1292 code for a protein of 378 amino acids.
CUAUCGAGGGUCGCCAAGCUCGCAGCAGCGCUUAACUAAGGUGCAAGGGUUGCCUGGCCCCCAAAGCCUGGUGCCUGCACACCUCCGGAGUUUGCUAUUCGUCUUCUUGUUCAAUUCCGUCCUCAGGGCUGCUGUUACGCUCUGCACCGGCAACGAUGGAUAGCCCGGUCGACUUUUCUGCACUGGCUGAGACGGAUGACGAGCCAGAUUGGUUAGCCGUAGCCGCUAAUGCACCAGCAGGGAAUCAAGGGAAUCAAGGGAAUCAAGGGAAUCAAGGGAAUCAAGACCCAGGCUCGACUCGCUCGAGCAAUGCUGUCCCCCCAGUGCCCCCGCCGACUAUGACUGCAGCGCCGACUGCAACAAAGUCAACACCCGAUCCGGCACCAACAGCAGCUGAUUUGAUUCAAGAAAAACCGUGGAAGUAUGUGGGCUACCAGGCUUACUCUGACCUACUCGCUUCCGAGCCCGACUUUUUCGUCGCCCGUCGGUUCCGGAGCCUCAACGUACGGGUGGCCCUGCGCAUGCAAGAUGAAAUCUCGAGGCUGGAAGAGAAGCUCGCCCGGAUCGAAGAGGAGAGUCGCCAGCCGGACAAGGGGGUAGAUAAUGGUACGUUUAGGAAAGAUGUCGUCUCUGAGAGAGUUGAGCUCCUGGACAAGAUCUCGACAUCCCUGUAUCGAUACAACAAAUUCAUCAUUCAACAGACCACCCUGUUGAAGUAUCCCGCUGCGCCUUCCUGGGACAUCACCAGCCUCAAGAACUGGCAUAUGAGCCAUGCCAACGAGGCGAUUCACCGGGAGGAAAAGACCUAUCUGGAGUACCCGGAUGACCUCAUCCCCAUCGGCCCGCGAGAUAAGACGCCGCUACGUCGGGGGAUGGACAAGUUUCUGUUCUUGCGCACGCUCCCCUUCUGGCGGGAUGACCGGAGCAAGACGCUGUCGUCCGGCGGCCGGCGCAGGAUCGGGGAUGUGGAAGAUGGCACUGGCAGUAGCAAGGACGCCGACCUGCCGCCGGACGCCUUACACCCGACCAUGAGUUUCUACAACGACAAGGUCAUGGACCAUUUCGUGUCCAUCGUAACCAUUUCCAUCGGCCUCGUGAUGCUGGUGGUGCCCAUCUGGGUGCUCCAGGCCCUGGGAAACGCCUCUCACAAGCUGGGCGUCAUCACGGCCUUUGUCCUCGCCUGUCUGCUCUUGACGAGCUUCGCCAUGACGUCGCGGCCUCUCGACGCACUGGGCGCGACGGCUGCGUACGCCGCGGUUCUGAUGGUGUUCCUGCAAGUAGGAGCCAAUUAAUUGGCCGCACUACU